AUGAGCCCUGCAGCAGACAGAGGGAUGCGGGUCGGGUCCUUACUCCCGAUCGGGACGUCCGGUACGCGCGUGCACUGGGCACAGGUGCCGGGUCAUCUCGUAGAACGUGAAUCAGUCGCCCGUGUCGGGGACGGCGCACCCGUGCGAACCGAGACCACAAGCGAGCCAAUCCCGUACUUAAGGGUGCGGCUGGUCGAUGUUCGUACGCGGCUGCGGUGA
This is a messenger RNA of Peronospora matthiolae, 219 nucleotides long. Lineage: Eukaryota; Oomycota; Peronosporomycetes; Peronosporales; Peronosporaceae. The record is from the annotation of a GenBank genome assembly.